AUGCACCAUACUACUUUCUCAUCACAAAUGAUGGCACAGAUGAUGAAUGGACAACAGACUAGUGGACCAUGCCCACCAUCUCAAACUCAUGCCAUGCAUUUCAAUAAUACAAUGAAUACAAAUACAUUGUACCAAACCAAUUACACCCAAUACAACCCGAAUGUUUAUGGACACGGUAGGCGUCGUACGAUGCAGACAGGAUUAAGGUCAUUGGAUUUGUUACGACAAUUAGGAGUUGACAUAUCAUCAUUACGGUACAUGGACUAUGCACAAUUAAACAAUAAUUUAUUUUCUGCUAAUUGGUCGAAAAGAAUGAACGCGUUUGCGGAUGUACCAGUUUUAAAUGUACCUCAACAAUAUACCAAGCCUUUAAAUAGCAAUAUAACAAAGAAACCAAACUGGUUCAAUAAAGAAAGGCCAUACAGUGGAACAUUCACAAAAAAUGAAUCAUAUAAUAAUAGUGGGAUUAGUCCUUGUCCACCAACACCAAAGAAAUAUUACAACAAUUUAACAAAGGUAUCCGAUGUUACUGGUUUGUCAGGGAGGCCAGAGAUAAAUAAACAUUUAGCAAUCAGAUCAAGAGAAAUAUCUUUAGAAUCUUUUUUGGGGUAUAUACAAGAAUAUUGUUAUACUCAGAAUAUCUGUCCACCAAUUUCAUUUCAAACAUGUAGAACAUGUAUGAGAAAACAUGAGAAAGGUGGUUUCCCAGCAUUAGGUCGUAUAUUUCACAAAGGCUUCAUAGAUCCUGAUAGAUAUCUUACUGAAUCUCGCUUGAUGGAAAUAACUUCUGUGCCAGGCAAUUUUGUCAUUGAAUCGAUAAAACGGGACGACCUAUCACGACAAAUUUGGUCGAUGUUUAUAUCAAAUCAGCAGACAGAAUCUACUUAUAGAAAUAAGAUAAUGCUAUGGAAAAAUCUUCAACGUCAUAUCAGGAAAUCAUAUAGAAGAUACGACUUGAUUAUGAUAGGUUCAACAAUGAAUGGAUUUGGUCUUGAAAGUAGUGAUGUCGACAUGUGCCUUUUAGUUAGGCAUGAAAAAGUGGAUAAUAGGGAUACGGCCCUCUUACACUUAAACCAAACAUUAAGAUGCCUGCAGAGAUAUAAGUCGGUAGAAAAUCUGGAAAUUAUACAAGCAAAAGUGCCAAUCAUAAAUUUUCACGAUUCAAGACAAAAUUUAAAUGUCGAUAUAAAUUGUAACAGCAGUGUCGCCAUUGUGAACACACAUUUAUUAUAUUGUUAUUCAAGAAUUGAUUGGAGGGUAAAACCGUUGGUGCUAAUUGUGAAAUUGUGGGCUCAGUUUCAUAAAAUCAAUAGUGCAAGGAAUAAUACAUUGUCCAGUUAUUCUUUGGCUCUCAUGGUCAUAAGCUUCUUACAGUGUGGCGUCAACCCUCCAAUUCUGCCGAACUUACAAUAUCAUACAAGCCACUUUCGAAGUUUUUAUCACGAAGAUAUUCAGCCCAUUAUUGAGGAUAUUCAUAAAAAAGAUCUAGGACCAAUAUACGUUGAUUCUUCGUUUUAUCCUAGCAAAAAUACACAAUCUCUCGGAGAAUUGCUUCAUGAGUUCUUUAAAUAUUAUCUAAGUUUUGAAUUUGAACACCAUGCGGUAUCUAUAGAGGCGGGAUAUAAAAUAAAGAAAGAAACUUGUCGUUCGGCAACCUACCCCAAUAACAACCGUGGUCAUUGGAAAUAUAUAGGUAUCGAAGAACCAUUUGACCGCACCAAUACAGCGAAAGCUGUCUUUGACAAGAAGAUAUUCUACAGGAUUCAAUCCGUGAUUGGUCAGUCGUACAAACGACUGGCUGAUAGUAAUGAUCUCAACAGUUUAUUUAUUGAGAUACCAGAAGAUCAAUGUCCAUCAUCUGAAUUACAUGAAUUUGAUGUACACGCCAUCUAAAUACUUCGUGUCUAGUAUCAUCUAGAUCGGCAUAAAAAAGCGUAAUCAUCAACUAGAACGUAAAUAAUACUUAAAAGUGCUCUAUUUUUGAUGAUUCUCAAGGAUUCGAUUGGAUCAGAAAUAGCAGGGAUCAGGGAUGUUGUUGGCUUAAAGGUCUGUGGAUAUAGCUGGAUAAAGAGAAGCGGAAUAAGGUUGUUUAGAUUUCUUUUUACACGAUGUGUUUAGCAUAUCUUGCAAUAUAACAACUUUUUGAACAAUUGAUAAAAAUUGUGAGAGGUAGAACAGAAUGAUAAUUUAUUCUGUGUUUCAUUUUUGAAUGUAAUUUAUAUUCUUUGGUUUUGUAAUUGUUUGUGAAGAAUUUCAGAGCUAUUAUUGACUUUAUACCACCUGGAAAGAAGACAGAAUGAUUUCUGCGUUGACUUAACGCAGUUUAGAUAUGAGCUUAUGUCUGAUAUUUCUCUUUUCUCUGAAAGAAUACUAAUUGUAUAAAAAAGCAAGUAUUAUUUGGUUCUAAUUAUUUUGUGGCGUGUAUAUUUUAUUAUGUAAUCUAUAGUUCAAAAAAAUUUCUAUUGAGAGAAUAUGUUGUUAGAGAAUAACAUUACAUAACAGUAUACAAGUGGAGUUGCGUAACUUAUUAUAGAAAAAUAUAAAUUCAGUCAAAAUUUGUAUCAAAAUUAAAUCGGUCCUUUCGAAUACUUUUCAAUAUUAAAUAUAUAUUUGAGAUCAAAAUGCACAUAUAAAUAUAUGCAUAUAUACGAUUAACUUAUUUGGCUUUCGAAUAUAUUUAUUUUUUUAUUUUAAAUAAUAUUUUCUAUCUUUUCUUGGUUUAUAAUAUUAUAUAAAAGAUACUAUUAGAAAUUUAUAUAUUUCCCAUAUAAAAUGAGUUUCUUUUCCUAAGAAUAGCAAUUAUAAAAAAUAAAUGCUGUUUUUUCAUAGAUAAUGCUACUUUAAAAUAUUAUUUUAACAUUAGGCGCAUAGUACUAAUUAAUAUAUAGUCAUUAACGUAAAAGCAAACCGCAAUUUUUUCCGAAUGGCAGAAAUCGUCGUAUCUGUGGAAAAUGCUAUAUACGAUGUUAAUUCUGAAAUUCUUCCACAACAAGCAAUCUAAAAAUUAAAGAACAUUAAAAUAAUUCAACAUUUAAAUGAUGAAAAGCACACUUAUAUCACAAAACAAACUUAGACAGUUGUAUUUAACUUGGUUCUAUUCUUCUAAAUCGUUUUUAGACCAGCGGAAAUUAAGUUGUCAGCAUUUAAGAAAAUAUGAAGUUAUUGUUUAGUGAUUUUAGUUACUUUAAUCUGAUUCAAAAUUAUUUCAAUGUGUUUGUCUUAAUGUUUAUUGUGUACAUAUAUAUAUGUUAUUAUUUUGUGCAACAAUCACACACACACACACACACACACACACAUACACACACACACGCGCGCGCAAUUAAUUAACGAAUAUAGAAUAUAUUACUAUUUUGUUAAAAUUAUAUAUAUUAACAUAUUCUCAAUCAAAGGUCUGAACUAUAGAGGUUGCAUAGAAUCUAUACGUUAUAAAAUAUUAAAAUAAUAUCCUAGUUAACAGAAUCAUAAAAAAGGAGAAAGCAAUACUUUUUUUUUUUGUAUAAUUACAUAAGAAAUAGCGGACGUAAACUCUGCUUUGUAUCGAAACUCUGUUAAUGAACUGUAAAAACUAUUUGUCUUCUUUCAGGGUAUUGUACAGUCAAUGAUAAUGUUGAAAUCCUACGAAAAACUAGUCUAAAAUUACAGGUUAUCAGUUAAAUUAAAAGAUAAAACGAAGGACGUGUUACUAUUCUAUUUCUUGUAAUUAUUAUAAAUUGUUCGAAAAAAAUAGCUGAAUGCCUUAAUAUACCAGGCAUAUGACAAGAUGUUUAGAACAGACUUAUUCCACUUCCUUCUGUUUUUCAAAAUCAUUAAAUCAUUAAGCGAUAUCUUGGCAUUUUCUUAAAUGUUGACGAUUUAUAUUCUGCUGGUCUAAAACGAUUUAGAAGGAUGGGACGAAGUGCAAUCAAAUUGUUUAGACUGCCUUGCAAUAUUAUUGCAAUAUUAUUUUGAUUUUAAUAUGUAAGUUAUGUAAGUUUAAUUUAGUAUUUCUAUUUUUCUUUCUAAUCUUUUGCUUUUUAUGGAAAAAUUUCAGAAUUUGUUUCAAUUGUAUAGCAUUUUUGAAAAAAAACCACAGGAUGGUUUCUGUCGUUCGGAAAAAAACAUCAGAGCGCUUUUAAUUAUUAUUUACAUUCUAGUUAAUGAACAUCAAUGCGAAUCUCGCGAUUAGUGUUAUGCGUCUAACAUUAAAAUAAUACUGUAGAAUAGUAGCAUUAUCUAUGAAAAAAAAAGAAAUAAGAUAAUAAAAUUUAUUUUCUUCUAUAUAUAUAUAUAUAUAUAUAUAUAUAUAUAUAUAUAU
Molecule: messenger RNA, 4294 nt
Organism: Odontomachus brunneus
Lineage: Eukaryota; Metazoa; Arthropoda; Insecta; Hymenoptera; Formicidae
Product: poly(A) RNA polymerase gld-2 homolog A-like
Exons: 10
Coding region: 1-1893 (630 amino acids)
Cellular component (GO): cytosol
Molecular function (GO): poly(A) RNA polymerase activity
Source: RefSeq, a predicted model, not a curated record